Messenger RNA from Vombatus ursinus (common wombat), 12403 nucleotides. RefSeq names its product laminin subunit alpha 5 (gene LAMA5). Gene Ontology annotation, molecular function: signaling receptor binding. Gene Ontology annotation, biological process: regulation of cell adhesion; cell adhesion; regulation of cell migration. Lineage: Eukaryota; Metazoa; Chordata; Mammalia; Diprotodontia; Vombatidae. The record is from RefSeq and is a predicted model, not a curated record. The coding region runs from base 85 to 11316 and encodes 3743 amino acids. The transcript is spliced from 80 exons.
UGGGAGAAGGAGUCAGGAGGGAGCACAGGGUAGCGAGAAAAGUUGGGCUCCCGCAUUUACCGUAUUUAUUCAUUUGUUACUCGGAUGCUCAGCGCUCGCAAUGUGCUCUGCGGCUCCUCUCUGAAUCGAGAGCCCCUUCUCCUACUUCUCCAUUUCGCUCGAGUCCCAGCCCCUGCCGCCCGCUCCCCUGAGAAGAUGGCGAGGUGGGGAGCUGGGCACCGCCGGGGGUACGCGUCUCUCCGCGCGCUGUCCCUUCUGUUGCUACUGCUGCUGCUUCUCCGUGGUGGGGCUGGAGCGCCAGAGGCCGGUGGCGAAGGUAGAGGCAGCUGGAGUGGUGGGAACAGUGGCGGCUUCAGCCUACACCCACCCUACUUCAACCUGGCCGAGGGCACCCGCAUCUCGGCUUCUGCGACUUGCGGCGAGGAGGCGCCGGUCGGAGCGCGAGGCCCCCCGCGGCCCACCGAGGACCUUUACUGCAAGCUAGUGGGGGGGCCAGUGGCUGGCGGCGACCCCAAUCAGACCAUCCAGGGCCAAUACUGUGAUAUCUGCACAUCAGCCAAUGUCAACAAGGCUCAUCCCAUUACCAAUGCAGUGGAUGGAACAGAACGAUGGUGGCAGAGCCCUCCACUCUCCCGGGGUUUGGAGUACAGCGAAGUCAAUGUCACCCUAGACCUGGGCCAGCUUUUUCAUGUGGCCUAUGUCCUCAUCAAGUUUGCCAACUCCCCAAGGCCAGAUCUCUGGGUACUUGAGAGAUCCACAGACUUUGGACUCACCUACCAACCUUGGCAGUACUUUGCCUCAUCUAAGAGGGACUGCAUUGAGAAGUUCGGGCUUCAGACUCUGGAGCGCGUCACCAGGGAUGAUGAUGUCAUCUGCACUACUGAGUACUCUCGCAUUGUACCCCUGGAAAAUGGGGAGAUUGUGGUGUCUCUGGUGAAUGGGCGGCCAGGGGCCAUGAAUUUUUCAUACUCCCCACUCCUUCGGAAUUUUACCAAGGCCACCAACAUCCGCCUUCGUUUUCUACGCACCAAUACUCUACUUGGCCAUUUAAUGGGAAAGGCGCUACGAGACCCCACUGUCACUCGCCGGUAUUACUACAGCAUCAAGGAUAUCAGCAUUGGGGGUCGUUGUGUCUGCAAUGGUCACGCAGAUGUCUGUGAUGCCAAAGAUCCCACAAACCCCUACAGGCUCCAAUGUGCCUGUCAGCACAAUACCUGUGGUGGUGCCUGUGACAGCUGCUGUCCUGGCUUCAACCAACUGCCCUGGAAACCUGCCACAAUGGACAGUGCUAACGAGUGUCAGUCCUGUAACUGUCAUGGACAUGCACAUGACUGUUACUAUGACCCAGAGGUGGAUCGACAUAAAGCUAGUAAGAACCGGGACGACGUCUACGAAGGUGGAGGUGUCUGUAUCGACUGCCAGCACCACACAACUGGCAUCAACUGUGAGCGCUGUAUCCCUGGGUAUUAUCGGUCACCUGAGCAUCCCACUGACUCCCCCUAUGUCUGCUACCGUUGCAACUGUGAGUCAGACUUCACCGAUGGGACAUGUGAGGACCUGACAGGCCGUUGCUACUGCAAACCCAACUACACGGGGGAGAGGUGUGAUGCGUGUGCCAAAGGGUUCACAGAUUUCCCCCAUUGCUAUCCUGUGCCCUCAUUCUCCCACAAUGACACCGGGGCACAGGUGCUUCCGGCUGGACAGAUUGUGAACUGUGACUGCAGCGCGGCUGGGACCUUGGGAAAUGCCUGCCGGAAAGACCCACACAUUGGCCAGUGCGUGUGUAAACCCAACUUCCAGGGUGUACAUUGUGAGCAGUGUGCCCCAGGCUACUAUGGGCCAGGCUGCCUGCCCUGCCAGUGCUCCGGCCCUGGCCAGACUGGUAGCAGUUGUGACAAUGAGACGGGGCAGUGUGUGUGCCGCACUGGCUUCGAGGGCCCUGCCUGUGACCGCUGUGCCCCUGGCUACUUCAGCUAUCCACUCUGCCAAUUAUGUGGCUGUAGCCCUGUAGGGACUCUGCCUGAGGGCUGUGAUGAGUCUGGGAGAUGCUUCUGCCGCCCCGAGUUCGAUGGCCUGCACUGUGACCGCUGCCAAGCUGGCUACCACUCCUACCCCCAAUGCCAAGUUUGUUCCUGUGACCCUCGGGGCUCCUUGGACCAGUUAUGCAGUGGGGCUGGAAUGUGUCACUGUCGGCCUGGUUAUGCUGGGUCUGCGUGCCAGGAAUGUGCCCCUGGCUAUUAUGGAUUCCCCAACUGUAUCCCUUGUCACUGCUCUGAGGUUGGGUCCCUCCACACCACCUGUGACCCUGAGACUGGGCAGUGCAGCUGCCGGCCACGAGUGACUGGUCUGCACUGUGACACAUGUGUGCCCGGGACCUACGGGUUUCCCCGCUGUGAAGUUGGCUCCUGCGAUCCAGCUGGCCAGGCCUCAGCCACCUUCUCUCUCUCUGAGGGUUCCUGUGAGUGCCGGGCUCACGUGGAGGGUCCAAGAUGUGAUAGGUGCAAGCCUCUCUAUUGGAACCUGAGCCCAGCUAACCCCUACGGCUGCAGAAGCUGUAGCUGUGACCCUCGAGGUACCAUCAAUGGAGUGGCUGAAUGUCAACAGGGCAAUGGACAGUGUUUCUGCAAACCCAACGUCUGUGGUCAGAUGUGCACCUCCUGCAAGGAUGGCUACUUCAGACUGGACCAUGCAGAUUACUUCGGCUGUCAGACCUGUCAGUGUGAUAUUGGGGGAGCCUUGGCCCAGGGCUGUGAGCCAAGGACGGGGACCUGUCAAUGCCGGCCCAACACACAGGGGCCUACGUGCAGUGAGCCUGCAAGAGACCAUUAUCUCCCAGACCUGCACCACAUCAGGUUUGAGCUAGAGGAGGGCUCCACACCUGAUGGCCGGCCUGUGCGUUUUGGCUACAACCCCUUGGAGUUUGAGAAUUUCAGCUGGAGGGGUUAUGCCCAGAUGACUCCUGUUCAGCCCAAAGUAGUGGUGAAACUCAACGUGACAUCACCUGACCUAUUCCAUCUUGUAUUCCGCUAUGUCAACCGGGGUUCCACAAGCGUGAAUGGGAAGGUUUCAGUCCUUGAGGAAGGGAAGUUUAGCACCUGCAGCAACUGCACAGAGCAGACCCGUCAGGUCAUAUUUGCACCCAGCACGGAGCCCGUGUUUCUUACUGUGCCCCAGAACAGCUAUGGGGAGCCCUUUGUCCUGAACCCCAGUAUCUGGUCCCUGGUUGUUGAGGCUGAAGGUGUCUUACUGGACUAUGUGGUCUUGCUUCCCAGUGCCUACUAUGAAGCCCCCAUACUGCAGGUGAAGGUGACUGAGGCCUGUACCUACAACCCCAAACCUGAGCAAGUCAGGAAUAACUGCUUCUUGUACACCUACCUCCCACUAGAUGGCUUCCCUUUUGCCAGCGGGACUGAUGCCAUAUGCCGCCUGGACAAUAGUCUACCCAAGGCUUGCCUGAUGGAACAGCCUAGUUCCUCCCACCCACCACUGGCCACUUGCUGGGGCAAUGAUGUGGAUGUCCAAGUGCAAGUUGUCGUGCCCCAGCCUGGCCAGUACACACUUGUGGUGGAGUACGCCAAUGAGGACAACCUUCAGGUUGUGAGCGUGGCUGUACACACGCCCCAGUGGACCCCACAGCAAGGACUGCUCACCCUCUACCCCUGCCAGUACAGCUUCCUGUGCCGAGGUACUGUCUUAGAUUCCCAGAAUCGCCUUGCCACUUUUGAACUCACUGGUGAGGCUAGCAUUCGGCUCACAGCAGAACAUGCACGGUUCUUACUGUACCGCAUCUACCUGGUCCCCACGAGCAAGUUCACCACAGAGUUUGUGGAACCCAGAGUUCACUGCAUCAGUAGUCAUGGGACCUUUGGACUGAGCAGUGGUUCCUGCAUCCCUUCACGCUUCCAGAAGCUAUCCCAGCCCAUCGUACUAACAGAGUGUAAGGUCCUGCCGGUGCCACCCGACUUCCCGUUGAGCCACACGCACACCGUCACUCCUGCUGGACCCCCGAUGAGUCCUCAGCCUCGUCCACCCACAGCUAUAGACCCCACCAGUGAUCCCACCCUCCUGCAGGCUCCCCAGAGCACUGUCGUGUUUAGCACUCACAUCCAGACACUGGGGCGUUAUGCCUUCCUGCUCCAUGGCUACCAACCCAACCACCCUACUUUCCCUGUGGAGGUAGUCAUCAAUGGCGGCCGGAUCUGGCACGGCCAGGCCAAUGCCACCUUCUGCCCCCAUGCUUACGGUUGCCGCAGCCUGAUUGUGUGCGAGGGUCAGAUCGUCCUGGAUGUGACAGACAAUGAACUGACUGUGACUGUCCGUGUGCCUGAGGGUCAGCAGCUCUGGCUGGACUAUGUACUGGUUGUCCCUGAGGAUGGCUAUAGCUCCAACUACCUCCGAGAGGAGCCUCUGGACAAAUCCUAUGACUUCAUCAGUCUCUGUGCAGCCAAUGGCUUUUACAUCAGCCCCACCAGCUCACCUCCAUUCUGCCAGGAUGCUGCCAUCUCUCUUUCCCUCUUCUACAACAAUGGGGCCCAGCCCUGCCGCUGCCAUGAAGUGGGAGCCACGGGCCCUACCUGUGAACCCUUUGGGGGCCAGUGCCCCUGCCGAGCCCACGUCAUCGGCCGGGACUGCUCCCGCUGUGCCACUGGUUACUGGGGCUUCCCGAAUUGCAGGCCCUGUGACUGUGGCACCCGCCUCUGUGAUGAAGGCACUGGCCAGUGCAUCUGCCCACCCCGUACCAUCCCACCAGACUGUGUGGUGUGCCAGGCUCAAACAUUUGGCUGCCACCCCCUGGUGGGCUGCGAAGAUUGUAACUGUUCUCACCCUGGUGUCAAGGAUCUCACAGACCCAGGCUGUGACCUGGACAGCGGGCAGUGCAAGUGCAAACCCAAUAUUGUCGGCCGCCGCUGUGAUGCUUGUGCUCCUGGCUUCUAUGGUUAUCCCAGCUGCCGGCAAUGCCAGUGCCAUACAGCAGGCACAGUAGCUGGAGUAUGUGACCCUGUCACUGGCCAGUGCCAUUGUAAGGACAAUGUAGAGGGUGUACGCUGUGACCAGUGCCGCCUUGGCACCUUCUCCCUGGAUGCCUCAAACCCCAAGGGCUGCACUCGCUGCUUUUGCUUUGGGGCCACUGACCGAUGCCGGAGCUCCCAGCAAGUCCGUGGAGAGUUCAUAGACAUGCAAGGAUGGGUGCUGUUGAGUGGGGAGCGCCAGGAGGUGCCAACCUCACUUCGUGUGGAUGCUGGGCUAGUGCAUGCUGAUCUACGGAAUGUCCCAGAAGCAUUUCAAGACCUUUACUGGCAGGCACCUGCCUCCUACCUAGGGGACCGCGUGUCAUCUUAUGGCGGGAGCCUGCGCUAUGAGCUGCACUCAGAGACCCAGCGUGGGGAUGUGUUCGUCCCUACCGAGAGCCGGCCAGAUGUGAUUCUGAAGGGAAACCAGAUGAGUAUCACUUUCCUGGAGAGUUCCUACCCGGCUCCUGGGGACAUUCAUCAAGGGAAGGUGGAUCUGGUGGAGGGCAAUUUCCGCCACACAGCGACUCACAACCCUGUCUCCCGGGAGGAGCUGAUGAUGGUGCUGGCUGGUUUGGAGCAGCUGCAGAUCCGUGCCCUCUUCUCCCAGAUCUCCUCAGCUGUCUCCCUUCAGAGGGUGGUUCUAGAGGUGGUGACAGAUGCCACUGGGGGAGCCCUGGCCAGCAAUGUUGAGGUCUGCAUGUGUCCUGCCAACUACCGUGGGAACUCAUGCCAGGAAUGUGCUCCUGGCUAUUACCGAGACACCAAGGGCCACUUCCUGGGCAAAUGCAUUCCAUGCCACUGCAAUGGGCACUCCGACCGAUGCCUCCCAGGCUCAGGCAUCUGCGUGGGCUGCCAACACAACACUGAAGGUGACCACUGCGAACGAUGCAAGGGUGGCUUUGUGAGCAAUGCAACCCAAGAUCAAUCCUCUUCCCUCUGCAUCAGCUGCCCCUGCCCUCUCUCUGUGCCCUCCAACAACUUUGCAGUUGGUUGUGUCCAUAAGGGUGGGGCCACCCAGUGUCUCUGCCAGCCCGGGUACGCUGGAGCUUCUUGUGAGCGGUGUGCUCCUGGAUACUAUGGCAACCCCCUGGUGAUUGGCAGCUCCUGCCAGCCUUGUGACUGCAGUGGGAAUGGUGACCCUAACAUGCUGUUCAGUCACUGUGAUCCACUGACUGGGGCAUGCUUGGGCUGCAUGUACCAUACAGCGGGUCCCCACUGCGAGAACUGUGCUCCUGGUUACUAUGGCAACGCUUUGCUCCCCAGGAACUGUACAAAGUGUGACUGCUCACCCUGUGGGACCGAGGCUUGUGAUGCUCGCACUGGGCGGUGUCUGUGCAAAUCUGGGGUGACUGGUCAGCGUUGUGAUCAUUGUCAGGAUGGGCACUAUGGCUUUGACAGUUGUGGAGGCUGCCGGCCCUGUAACUGUGGUCUGGCUGCAAUUGGGUCCAGCUGCCACUCCCAGAGUGGGCAGUGCCAUUGCCAGACAGGGGUCAGUGGAGUGCAGUGCCAGCAGUGUGCCCCUGGCUACUGGGGGUUCAGUGAACAUGGCUGUACCCGCUGUCAGUGUCGAGAAGGUCACUGUGAUCCCCGCACAGGCGAGUGCACCUGCCCCCCUGGCCUAAGCGGCAAACAGUGUGAUUCCUGCAGCCAGCAGCAUCAAGUACCUGUGACCCAUGGCCCUGGUGGCGUCCACUGUGAAGUGUGUGACAGUUGUGUGGUACUACUACUGGAUGACCUGGAGCAGAUAGAGUCACUCUUCCCCACCAUCCGCCAGCAGCUCAGCAGCCUCAAUGCCAGCUCCGUGGCCUGGGCCCGAUUGCACGGAAUCAACAGCUCCAUUGCUGCCCUGGCGAAUCAGCUUCGAGGCCCACUGGGGUCUCGGGAGCCGACAAGACAGAGACUAGAUGAGCUGGAACGUCAGAGUGGAGUUCUGGAGGAAGAGGCCAACAUGCUUCACAGCAAGGUGGCUGAUGCUCGAGCCCAGGCAGGUCAGCUACAGGAGAGCUCCGGGGACAACCUGCAGCGGGCAGAGACCCUGCUACGGAGCAUCGAGAAUGUGGAACGUGCUCUAGGAGAGCUGAUAUCUCAGAUGAACAGACUCUCCCCGUCUAAUAUCAGCGCAGCCUCUGGUGAAGAGUUUCUUCAGACACUGGGGGAGGUGGAGCAGAUGCUACGGGAGAUGCGGGGCAGGGACUUUGGGCGGCCACGAGCAGUGGCUGAAGGGGAGCUGGAAGAGGCACAGAGAUUACUGAACCAAGUGCAGAGUGAACUAACCAGCCGGUGGGAAGAAAGCCAGACCUUGGCAUCAAGUAUCCGGGAGCGGCUGGCUCAACACAGCUCCCAACUCAUGGACCUCCGGGAUGCCUUGAAUGAGGCUGUCAAUAAGACCCGUCUCACUGAAGAGCUCAACAGUCGGAACCAAGAACAUCUGGAAGAGAGGCUGCAAAAGAAGCAGGAGUUGGAGAGGGAGAACUCGACGCUGAGGGACACCCUGCGCAUGGCCGAGGACACCUUAGCUCAAGUCUCCGAACUUUUGCAGACCAUGGACAGGGCCAAGGAGGAGUAUGAGCGUCUGGCUGCCAACUUGGAUGGUGCCCGGACCCCACUGACAGAGAAGAUGCAGAAAUUCUCUCCUGCAAGCAGUAAGAUUCCUAUAGUAGAGCGAGCUGAGGAGCAUGCCCGAGAGCUCAAGCAGCUUGCGUACAACCUCUCCAGUAUCAUUCGUGACACCAACCAGGAUCGGUUCAUUCAGCGAGCCAUCGAAGCCUCUAAUGCAUAUGCCAGCAUCCUUCAGGCUGUGGGGAAGGCUGAGGAGGCUGCUGGCCAGGCCCUACACAACGCAACCAGCACCUGGGAGAUGGUGAUUCAUGGAGGGCUUAGUGCCCGAGCCCGGGAGCUCCGGGAGAACAGCAGCAUCCUGGAAGAAGCUGUCCGCAGCCAACAGAGAAAAUUGAGUGGAGUCAUUAGGGAAACCUUGCAAGCCUCUCGGACUCAACUGGAAGAAGCCAAAGCUAAGAAGGAUCGGCUAGUGGCCCAGCUGAAGGGUGUGCAGAGCAUGCUAGCCAUGGACAGAGAUGACACAAGUGAGAAGAUCGCCCGUGCCAAGGCAGUGGCCGCAGAAGCCAAUGACACAGCCACACAGGUGGGCGCCACAUUGAGGGACAUGGAGAGGAAUCUGCGUCGGUGGCAGGGACAGUAUGGGGACCUGAAGAACCAAGACCUGGCCCAGGCCAUGGAAGAUGCUGGGAAAUCAGUAUCCAGUCUAGAGAAGACCUUGCCUCAAUUGCUGGCCAAGCUAAGCCACCUAGAGAACAAGAGAGGCCAGAAUGCCAGUCUAGCCCUCUCCAACAGCAUCUUACGUGUACGGGAGCUCAUCACCCAGGCCCGUAGUGCUGCGAGCAAGGUGAAAGUGCCCAUGAAAUUCAAUGGCCGCUCAGGGGUGCAGCUGCGGGCCCCCCGGGACCUGCAGGAUCUGGCUGCAUACACAGCUCUCAAGUUCUACAUUCAGAGCUCAGAGCCACCUCAACAGCCAGGCCAGGAUGGCAGCAGCCAAUUUGUCCUCUAUAUGGGCAGUCGUGAGGCCUCUGGGGACUACAUGGGGGUGAUCCUGCAUGAGCACAAGGUGCAGUGGGUUUACCGGCUUGGGGAGGCGGCCCACAGGACCCUGACCAUCGAUGACGACAUCGGGGAGCAGUUUGCUACUGUCAGCAUCGACAGGAUUCUUCAGUAUGGUCACAUGUCUGUCACAAUGGAGAAGCAGACGGUACAUGAGACCAAGGGAGAUAGUGUAUACCCUGGUGACCAGGGUUUACUCAACCUGAGACCCCAAGACUUUGUCUUUUAUGUGGGAGGCUACCCUUCCAACUUUACGCCUCCCAGGCCUCUGCGGUACCCUGGUUACCGGGGCUGCAUUGAGAUGGACACCCUGAAUGAGGAGGUUGUCAGUCUUUAUAACUUCCAGAGGACCUUCCAUCUAGACACAGCCUUGGACAAACCGUGCGCCAGAUCUAAGUCCACGGGGGACCCCUGGCUGACAGAUGGUUCUUACCUGGAUGGCACGGGCUUCGCGCAUAUCAGCUUUGAGAGUCAGAUCAGCAGCACCAAGCGCUUUGAGCAGGAGCUGAGACUGGUCUCCUAUACUGGCAUCAUCUUCUUUCUUCAGUACCAGGACCAGUUCAUAUGUCUGGCUGUCCAGGAAGGCCACCUCAUCCUCUACUAUGAUUUCAGCCAUGGGCUACAGAUUGCCACCCCCCAACAGGAGCUGACACCCCUUACCUCGUCCAACAAAGCGAUCCAGAUUUUCAUCAUGGGUGUGACAGGCCGAAAGCGGGUCCUGGUCCGAGUGGAGCGAGUGUCUGUAUUCAGCUUGCAGGAGGAGAAUAUGCUGGAGAACGCUGACUCCUAUUAUCUGGGAGGAGUUCCUCCGGACCAGCUUCCUCCAAGCCUAAGAUCCUUGUUCCCCACUGGGGGGUCAAUCCGAGGCUGUGUGAAGGGCCUGAAAGCCCUUGGCAAAUAUGUGGACCUGAAGAGACUGAACACAACGGGCAUCAGCUCAGGAUGUACUUCUGACCUCCUGAUUACACGAUCCAUGACCUUCCAUGGGCAUGGCUACCUGACCUUGGCCCUCAGAGACGUGCCCCCUAUUACUGGAAACUUCUACACAGGUUUUGGCUUCCGUUCCACACAGGACAGCGGUCUCCUCUACUAUCAUGCCUCACCGGAGGGUAUUUUCCAGGUGUCCCUAAGACAGGGUCGCGUGACGCUCAAAUUCCUUAGGAUGGAGGUCAUGACGAGAGGUGCUUAUGCUGAUGGGGUUUCGCACUAUGUUGCAAUCUACAGUAAUGACACAGGGGUCUGGCUUUAUGUGGAUGACCAACUUCAAGGUGCAGAGCACCAGGGGGGCCGGUCUCGUCGUCAGGCUCCAGCCGAGGGUACCCCUCGCUUCCUCCUUGGGGGGCUGCCUGAGUCUGGUGCCUUCCAAAACCUGACUGGCUGUAUCAGCAAUGUCUUUGUCCGGCGGGUAUCAGAGGCCCAGCGUGUGGUCGACCUGCAGCAGAAUAUCCAGAAUGUCAACGUGACCACCGGCUGCACUCCCCCAGAUGAACCACUCCAGCUCAGGGCAUCACCAAGGAAGUUCCGAAGGAAACCCAAGUCUGCUCUCCAUGACCAAGGGAUGCCCCUAGACUCCACUUGCCAGUUUCCCACCCAUCCCAAAACCAUCAGCAAUGCCUACCAAUUUGGGGCUUCUCCUGCCAGCCGUCUGGAGUUUGCUCACAUCCCAUUCUCUUUCCAGGAUCGGACUCACUUCUCUGUGGAUAUCCAACUUCGCUCCCCACGUGGGCUGCUUCUGGCUGUGCCUACUGUAAAGUCAGCAAGCCCCUUCCUGGUCCUCUACCUCAGUCAGGGCCGCUUUGUCCUCCAGGCUGGAGGCCAGGGAAAACCUUUUCGAGUCCGGAGCCAUGAGCGAUACAAGCCAGGAGGCUGGCAUACAGUCUUUUUCAGCCGAGAGCAGAAUCGAAUUCAGCUGGUGAUCGAUGGGCUUAGGGCUCAGAGCAGUGAGGGGCCUCGUGGCCGCCGGAGGGCAUUGCUGGGCCGUGGACCAAUCUAUGUGGGUGGCAUCCCCUCUGGCCACAGCUGGACUCAUCUCCCAGAAGCAGCUGGCACUGGCUUUAAAGGGUGCAUGAGGAACCUGAAGCUGAAUGGACAGCCUCUGGAGACCCCAACACAGCUCCAUGGAGUGAUACCAUGUUACACUGGGACCCUGGAGAAGGGACUAUUCUUUGCUGUGGAAGGGGGAGCUGUAACGUUGGAUCCACCCGAGGUGUGGGGGCCAGACCUGGAGCUUGUGCUGGAGGUGCGUCCCUGGGCAGCACUUGGACUCAUCUUUCACCUAGGGUCAAGGCAGGGACCACCCUAUAUCAGACUUGAAGCAGAUGGGGACAAGGUACUUGUCAGAGCCAACAAUGGGGCAGGGGAGUUCUCCACAUCAGUGACUCGGCCUCCUCUCUGUGAUGGACAGUGGCACCGGAUUGCAGUGAUUAAAAGAAGAAAAGUACUCCAGCUGGAGGUGGAUGCAGAAGGCAAUUACACAGUGGGUCCUGCCUUAGUUCCUUCCAUUAUCACCAAAGAACCUCUUUACCUGGGAGGUCUACCAGAGACUUCAAAGACCAUGGUUCCACCGUCAUCCCUACCUGGUUACUACGGCUGUAUAAGGAAUCUUGUGGCAAACCGUCGCCCUAUCAACCUGACACGCACUGGCAUUAUCGAAGGGUCAGUGGGUGCAAGUGGCUGCCCAGUCAUGUAAAUAAAUGGCCCAGACACAUAGCAGAUUAAAGCUGCCCUGCUGCAUAGAGCCCCUCUGGCCCCUCUCUCUGGUUAGUAAGUAUUGGCAGACUCUGGACUCCAUCAUCUUUUCAGUAUUUUUCACCCCAUGAGGAAAUUUGGAUAACUGACUUAAGCAUUAGACACUUUACAACUCAUUAUGUGUAAGCAAGUAAAUUCAACAUAUCUUCUAUAAAUGAAGAACCAAAAGUGGGGCUACACAUUUCUGGGCCUGAGAUGGUGCUAAGAAAAAGUGGUACUCCAGUCAUGCUGCUGGUUUGCCCACCAUUCACAGAAUCUCAAAGCUGGAAGGGACCUCCAGAGGGAAUCCAGUCCACCCCACACCAAAGCAGAAAUUCCCUCUCUCCCCCUGCAACAUCCCUGAGACCAUCCAUCCAGCUUCUGCUUAAAGAUUCUAGGGAUGGAGAACUCACUACCUCUCGUUCCGUUUUUGAAUAGCUCUACUCCUUAGGAAGAUUUUUUUCUUACAUUAAGCCUAAAUCUCCCUCCCUGCAACUGUUAGCCACUGACUCUAGUUCUGCUCCCUUGGGCCAAAUAAAAAAAAUCUAAUCUCCCACAUGACAGCCCUUCAAAUACUUGAAGAUAGUGAUCAUGUCCCUGCAUCACUGAGUCUUCUCCAGGUUAAACAUCUCUCAUUCCCUUAACUGAUCCCCAUAAAGUGCUUUGAGUCCAUAUAUUUAUUCCCAUUCUAUGCUUCCAACCCUCUUCCUUCCUUUCAGGGUCACAUUCACUGAUUCUUGUGAUUGUAGUACAGAUCCAAUGACAAAAUGCUUCUUCUGUCCACCUAGCUCAUUUUGUGCACUUACACAUUUACAUAUGUUUUUUUAAUAUACAUAUGCAUAUAUAUAUAUUUGUGUGUAUAUAUCUAGAUGUACGGGGGAUGAAAUCUUAUGUCUGGAAAUGAUUUAUAAAUUAUGUUUUUUAUAUGAUUGGGUAAAUAUUAUAAAAUGGGUUAAUCUUUUAUUAUCUUUCAACGAAUUUCAUUAUGACCUUUUUCACCCUUUUUCAAUGUAGAAUGAAAGCUUUGUAAAUCACUGGUACAUACUUUU